Molecule: messenger RNA, 3346 nt
Organism: Rattus norvegicus (Norway rat)
Lineage: Eukaryota; Metazoa; Chordata; Mammalia; Rodentia; Muridae
Gene: Pax3
Product: paired box 3
Biological process (GO): skeletal muscle organ development; DNA-templated transcription; regulation of DNA-templated transcription
Cellular component (GO): transcription regulator complex; nucleus
Molecular function (GO): DNA binding; DNA-binding transcription factor activity, RNA polymerase II-specific
Source: RefSeq, a predicted model, not a curated record
GUGUCAAGGCGGGAGGAGACUUGGGACGUACUCCUGCCUCGUCACCACCCUCCCUCCCCCGAUCUUCGCGGUGCCUUGAGCACCUUUGCCAGUGGCCCCAGCUGAGGGGCCGAUCUGCUAGACUCGCACCAAACUUGUCCGCCCUGGGCUUGGGAUCCUGCACUCAAGGGACUCCUCUGGAGCCAGUGGACUUGGAGCUAUUAGCGCCCCCUCCCCGCGCCCCGCCUCCCUCUCCUGCCUUUUUUUGGGGAGGAGCUCUCCGCGAUCCGGAGAGUUCCCGAGGGUCACCCGCCGCACUGUGCUCGCUUUUCCGUCUCGCCUUCACCUGGAUAUAAUUUGCCAGCGAAGCUGCCCCCAGGAUGACCACGCUGGCCGGCGCUGUGCCCAGGAUGAUGCGGCCCGGCCCGGGGCAGAAUUACCCACGCAGCGGCUUCCCACUGGAAGUGUCUACACCCCUCGGCCAGGGCCGAGUCAAUCAGCUCGGAGGAGUAUUUAUCAACGGCAGGCCUCUGCCCAACCACAUCCGCCACAAGAUCGUGGAGAUGGCCCACCACGGCAUUCGGCCUUGCGUCAUCUCUCGCCAACUUCGCGUGUCCCACGGCUGUGUCUCUAAGAUCUUAUGCAGGUACCAGGAGACAGGCUCCAUCCGACCUGGCGCCAUUGGCGGCAGCAAGCCCAAGGUGACAACGCCUGACGUGGAGAAGAAAAUUGAGGAAUACAAAAGAGAGAACCCAGGCAUGUUUAGCUGGGAAAUCAGAGACAAAUUACUCAAGGACGCUGUCUGUGAUCGGAACACUGUGCCCUCAGUGAGUUCCAUCAGUCGCAUCCUGAGGAGUAAAUUUGGAAAAGGAGAAGAGGAGGAGGCGGAUUUAGAAAGGAAAGAAGCCGAGGAAAGCGAGAAAAAGGCUAAACACAGCAUCGAUGGCAUCCUAAGUGAGCGAGCCUCCGCACCUCAAUCAGAUGAAGGCUCGGACAUUGACUCAGAACCUGAUUUACCGCUGAAGAGGAAGCAGCGCAGGAGUAGAACCACCUUCACCGCAGAGCAGCUGGAGGAACUGGAGCGCGCUUUCGAGAGAACCCACUAUCCAGACAUUUACACCAGGGAGGAGCUGGCCCAGAGGGCGAAGCUUACUGAGGCCCGAGUGCAGGUCUGGUUUAGCAACCGCCGUGCAAGAUGGAGGAAGCAAGCUGGAGCCAAUCAACUGAUGGCUUUCAACCAUCUCAUUCCGGGGGGAUUCCCUCCCACCGCCAUGCCGACCCUGCCAACAUACCAGCUGUCGGAGACCUCUUACCAGCCCACGUCUAUUCCACAAGCCGUAUCAGAUCCCAGUAGUACUGUUCACAGACCUCAGCCGCUUCCUCCGAGCACUGUCCACCAAAGCACCAUUCCUUCGAAUGCAGACAGCAGCUCUGCCUACUGCCUUCCCAGCACCAGGCAUGGAUUUUCAAGCUACACCGACAGCUUCGUGCCUCCAUCGGGGCCCUCCAACCCCAUGAACCCCGCCAUUGGCAAUGGCCUUUCACCUCAGGUAAUGGGACUUCUGACCAACCACGGUGGGGUACCGCACCAGCCUCAGACCGACUAUGCUCUCUCCCCUCUCACUGGGGGCCUGGAACCCACGACCACGGUGUCAGCCAGCUGCAGUCAGAGAUUGGAGCACAUGAAGAAUGUGGACAGUCUGCCCACAUCUCAGCCCUACUGUCCCCCCACCUAUAGUACCACAGGCUACAGCAUGGACCCUGUCACGGGCUACCAGUAUGGGCAGUAUGGACAAAGUGCCUUUCAUUAUCUCAAGCCAGAUAUUGCAUAAGUGAACUGUCCACAUGGAGCCCUGUUUCCGGCCUCCACAGACUAGACAUGAAGAAUCUUCUCAGAAACAAAACAUAACAAAACAAUAAUAAUAAAAAAAUAAUAAAUUUUAAAAAAAUCAGCUUUUGGGGGAGGUGGAGACGAAAGAAAGCGAUUGAUUUUCUUUCUCCAGUAGUUGCUUUCAGACUCUUUGAACAAAAAACAGGGGAGGCAAGGAAGACCCAGAGCUAUAAAACGCACCAUUUUAAGACAGUGACGUAACCUGGCUACAUAUCAAAAAUGUCCCCAACUCUUUGUUGCUGAUCAAGAAGCUAAAACAUUCCAUGUGUGUGUGUGUGUGUGUGUGUGUGUGUGUGUGAGAGAGAGAGAGAGAGAGAGAGAGAGAGAGAGAGAGAGAGAGAGAGAGAGAGUUUCAUAGGCUGGUUUGAAUAAGCAUAAUGUUCCCAUAUAUUGUAAUUGAAUUCUUGAAAGUUAACAGGUUUGAUGUCUAAGGCUGACCAAGUUUGUGACAUUCACACUGCUUACAUAAUGAAUUGGAAGUGGAGGAAUCCUUGACUUUGACACACUGGAAACUGAUCUGAAAACCAACACCACCAUUUUACAGGAUGCUAGACUAGACGUGAAGGAUCUCCCCAAUAAAUAAUUGUCAUACCUUCAUUCAUAACCUAGUUGCCAACCGAUGUCCCUGACAUGUCUUGUAAAAAGAUAGUGAGAAAAAGUGUGUUAUCUGCUGUGGGGAUAGAUGGAUGUCAUCCACUUCCCAAGUCACAUUGAUUUGGAAGCCAGCCUGGGUGGGGGGAAGGGCAUGACCGAGAGGAAGUGACACCCAUCACAUAAUCUGCUUUUCAGCGUGCAAUACUGUGUACCUCACAGAUGCUUUGGCCAUGGCCAAGGCGAUAGAAAUGGAAUCAGAACUAUAUUUUUGCAGGUGUUUUUAUUUUUGCAGCCCAUAACCCAUCGUUGUAGAAUGCAGUGAUGUUUUCGAGUUACUAAACAACCCACAUCCUGCUUGCUCUUUUUGCUCAGAGACUCUGUCUGAGAAUGAAGCUUUCUACAGCAGUGACGUUUACAUUCUCGUCUCUUUUCUACGAAAGGCAGGGCUUGAGCAGAAAUGUCCACGUGGCUCUCGUGUACUUUUAAAUUAUACAGUGAUACCCAAUAUUAAAGGAUGGUAGGGAACAGAGGUUUACAUGCAUUUAUGCGGUGACAUUUAGGAUGUCAAUAAAUCUGUGUUUUGAAAUGUUAAGAGGAAGAUGAAGGUGGGCGGUGCUGUUAUUUAUUUCUUUCUAUUCUUGGAACCAUGAAUGAGGUAGACACAAAUACAUUCCCUUUAGAUGUAAGAACAAUGAGGUAGUGUGUUAGCAGGACUAGACAUAGAACUGAGUUAUUUUAUACGUUGGACAAGGGUGAUGAAACAGGAGACAUAGUAUCUCUGUGUUGCAGCCUCAACCAACAAUGAUGUGUUGUAAAAAUGUCUUUCAUGUAAAAAGUGCAGUAAAUAUUUACUAUUUAUAAUGAAUAAACAGUUAAUGAAAA